AUGGACAGUGUUCCAAUAGAACAACGACUGUCCGAAUUUAGGGCAAGGAAACUUCAAAAGAAACCUUUGUCGACACCAUCAACUGCCCCCUUUUUUAGAGGAUUACGGAAUGCUUUUUCAAAUCCAAUUAUAGUUGAUGAAAGUUCAAUGUCAAACAUUUCCCUUGAAGAUGAAGAGAACCAGUUGCUUUCAGAGCCUGAGUCAGUCCAGGCCCCAUUGCCGGACAAGUGGAACCAGAACCUCACCUGGCUUGGACUGUCUCUUAAAGUUCUCCUCUGGUUGGUGCUCUGGGGACUGGCCAUAGAAUUUGGCUUUGGAGCCAUCUAUUUCAUUCUGGCUUCUUUGAUUGUCAUUUACAAAAACACACGAUCGAGCCCUAAGAAGAAAGAUGAGUUGAGCGCUUACUCUGUUUUCAAUCCAGACUGUCAACGACUUGAUGGAACACUUACAGCAGAACAAUUUGAAAAUGAAAUAAGAUAUGGUGGAAUGGCAACAAGAAACUGA
Acanthosepion pharaonis is the source of this 504-nucleotide messenger RNA. The record is from the annotation of a GenBank genome assembly. Lineage: Eukaryota; Metazoa; Mollusca; Cephalopoda; Sepiida; Sepiidae.